UUUGAUGGAGAGACCACAGAUUUCCAUGGUUCAGCACGCACACAAUAGUCACCUUUAGUUUUAAAACGGUGCUGUGACGCUCCCGUCUGUAUAAAUUCUAACUAUUGCUCUGUUGUUUUAUGUAGGUCAUCGGACAGGUCAACUCUUCUGGAUGGUUAAAGCGCACUUUGUUUUCUAUGGCACUAAAUUCAAAGAAGAAAGCAUUUGACAGAGGGGAAAUUCAGUUUGACACCAUUUGGGAUAAACUAGUGUUCAAGAAGAUUCAGGGAAUCAUGGGUGGUGAACUCAGGUUAUUGGUCUCUGGGGCUGCCCCAUUGUCUGCUGAUAAGAUGCUCUUCUUCAGGUCAGCUAUGGGAUGCUGGGUAAGUAUGUCACAUGUCACACAAAACAGCAAUAAAGCUGUUCAUACUACCAAAUUUUAUUUGACAAAAACAUAUGUGACAUGCCUAAAUAUGGUCAUGAUGAUAUCACAUCAUGACCAUAUAUAGACACAUCAUCAAGAAAAUGUGGUAAUGGAAAGACAAUAUAUUAAGUAUGAAAAUAAUGGUGGCCAUUGUAGUGAAAUAUAUGUAAUGUCCUGGCAACGCUUGUCCGGGGUUCUCUAUCAUGGCGUGUGAUCCAAUAAACACGAGUACCGAUAGUCUGUGUCCCGUGUGCUAUUUAUUAGUCCAAUAUUAACAUUUAGAAAACCCACAAGUGGCAACAUGGUGUCAGAAGUGUUGUAGCACCCAUGAUCGACGUGAGGACCGUGAGAGGUGUAACAUUUCAGAGUUAUAAGAAGAAACCGUGAGUACAUUUCACCACCUCUACGCUCGUUAGGCCGGUGAGCAGUUGAACGCAUCGUGGACCGCCUAGCGAAGCAGAUUUUAUGACUCGGAGCCUAGGCCUAAGCCUAGCAAUAGGAGCGGUAUUAUAUUUUGAAGAAAUCCGCCUAGAGCACGCUAAUACUUCCUGUUGUCGCCUAUUUUUGGUGGAUUGAGUAGCUGGAAGUAGGUUGGC
Molecule: messenger RNA, 999 nt
Organism: Anneissia japonica
Lineage: Eukaryota; Metazoa; Echinodermata; Crinoidea; Comatulida; Comatulidae
Product: long-chain-fatty-acid--CoA ligase 5-like
Exons: 3
Coding region: 177-488 (103 amino acids)
Biological process (GO): long-chain fatty acid metabolic process
Cellular component (GO): endoplasmic reticulum; membrane
Molecular function (GO): long-chain fatty acid-CoA ligase activity
Source: RefSeq, a predicted model, not a curated record